AUAUUCUAGCAAGUGAAAAUGUCAAAGAUGGCCAAUCCACUAUGUUUGAAACUGCAGCAAAGGAUACCAGUUGUAGCUACUGUUUAUUCUUACCGUGCUUGUAUCACGAAGAAACAGCAGAGGAAGUGGAGCAGUGAAUUCAGACCACCCCGUAGGCUAGUGUUAGGACUAGGGGCUUCAUUUUGGGCGCAGUUUAUGAGCAUGAGUAGUGCAGGUGGAGGUGGCAAAUCUUUCAUUGCUUCUGCAAGGCAAAAGGGUGCUGUUGAAGAGGUAUUGAAGAAUGUUGAAUGGCCAGCGCAGUUUCCCUUUAAGGAGGAGGAUUUCCAGCGGUUUGAUGAGUCAUCAGACUCAUUAUUCUAUGAAGCUCCCCGAUUUGUAACGCACAUUGAUGAUCCAGCCAUUGCUGCACUGACUAAGUACUACUCAGAGGUUUUCCCUCCCAGCAAUACUCCUGGAGUUAGCAUUCUGGACAUGUGUAGCAGUUGGGUCAGCCAUUUUCCAAAAGGAUACAAGCAGGAAAGAAUAGUUGGACAAGGCAUGAAUGAAGAGGAGCUUAAGCAGAAUCCUGUUUUGACAGAAUAUAUUGUUCAAGACUUAAAUUUGAAUCCUAAACUUCCAUUUAAAGAUAAUUCCUUUGAUGUCAUAACUAAUGUGGUCAGUGUUGAUUACCUAACAAAGCCUCUUGAUGUGUUCAAGGAGAUGUGCCGGAUACUUAAGCCUGGUGGAUUAGCUAUAAUGAGCUUUUCUAAUCGUUGCUUUUGGACAAAAGCAAUCUCUAUAUGGACAUCAACUGGUGAUGCUGAUCAUGUGUUGAUUGUGGGAUCAUAUUUCCAUUAUGCUGGAGGAUUUGAACCUCCUCAGGCUGUGGACAUAUCUCCUAACCCUGGACGUUCCGAUCCAAUGUACAUUGUUUACUCUAGAAAAAAGCAUCUAUAGCUUGAGCGGCCAUGGACAGAUUGAAGAUUGACAGCCUAAAUUUUGUGGCUACUGAAUUUAUGCUUUCCCCCAUUAUUUUAGUCGUCGAACUGUCAUAUUAACUUUCACCUUCUCAGUGCCAGAGGAAGAGCCAUUUGCUGGCGUAAAAACCCAUACGGAUCAAGAUUGAAAGACUUGAAAUUGUUACCAAUACAUCCUUAUUAUUUAUGAUAUAAUCAUUUUUCGGAAACACUCCAGAAGCAGAAUUAGGCACUUUUCUUGAACUUUAUGUAUAAUCUUUAUGUUUAGUUCUAAAGACCAAAAUAUUUGAAAUCUUGAAACAUAGAAGACACGGUGAGUUUCUUGUUUCU
Molecule: messenger RNA, 1286 nt
Organism: Jatropha curcas
Lineage: Eukaryota; Viridiplantae; Streptophyta; Magnoliopsida; Malpighiales; Euphorbiaceae
Product: S-adenosyl-L-methionine-dependent methyltransferases superfamily protein
Molecular function (GO): S-adenosylmethionine-dependent methyltransferase activity
Source: RefSeq, a predicted model, not a curated record